ACUCGACCUUCUUUCUUCCUCCAUUCCAACCUACACCUCCUUCUCUACACCUUUCUCAAAAGCCGACUGUGAUACCCUGCCGAAUCCAACCCGGUUACUCUUCGUCUACAUCCUUUAAUACACUAGAACAAUGCAGCGCGCAUUGACAAGAGCAUCGGUCUCGUCGCCCCUCGCGGCGGCCCGCGUCCGUUCCACACAACAGCUCCGCUUCGCCCAUAAGGAGCUCAAGUUUGGCGUCGAGGGCCGGCAAGCUCUGCUGAACGGUGUCGAGACCCUCGCCAAGGCAGUGGCUACCACUCUCGGCCCCAAGGGUCGCAAUGUCCUCAUCGAGUCAAGCUUUGGCUCGCCCAAGAUCACCAAGGAUGGUGUUACGGUCGCCAAGGCCAUCUCAUUGAAGGACAAGUGGGAGAAUCUCGGCGCGAAGCUCCUAGCCGAUGUCGCCUCCAAGACGAACGAGGUUGCCGGUGACGGCACCACCACUGCCACCGUCCUUGCUCGCGCCAUCUUCUCCGAAACCGUCAAGAACGUGGCUGCUGGUUGCAACCCGAUGGACCUGCGCCGCGGUAUCCAGGCCGCCGUCGACGCGGUCGUGGAAUACCUUCAACAACACAAGCGCGACAUUACCACCAGCGAGGAGAUUGCUCAGGUGGCAACCAUCAGUGCCAACGGAGACGAGCACAUUGGCAAGCUGAUUGCCAAUGCCAUGGAGAAGGUGGGCAAGGAGGGUGUCAUUACCGUCAAGGAGGGCAAGACUAUGCAGGAUGAGCUCGAAGUUACCGAGGGCAUGCGCUUCGACCGCGGCUUCGUCUCGCCUUACUUCAUCACCGACACCAAGGCUCAGAAGGUUGAGUUUGAGAAGCCCCUGAUCCUCCUGUCGGAACAGAAGAUUUCGGCCGCCAUGGACAUCAUCCCGGCCCUCGAGAUUUCCAACAAGCUGCGUCGUCCUCUAGUCAUCAUCGCCGAGGACUUUGAGGGUGAGGCACUUGCUGUCUGCAUUCUCAACAAGCUCCGUGGUCAGCUGGAGGUUGCGGCCGUUAAGGCUCCUGGUUUCGGCGACAACCGCAAGUCCAUCCUGGGCGAUAUCGCCGUCCUCACCAAUGGCACUGUCUUCACCAACGAGCUGGACAUCAAGCUGGAGAAAGUCACUCCGGACAUGCUCGGCUCUACCGGCUCUAUCACCAUCACCAAGGAGGACACCAUCAUCCUCAAUGGCGAAGGCAGCAAGGAUGCUAUCGCUCAGCGGUGCGAGCAGAUCCGUGGAGUCAUGGCUGACCCCACCACUUCCGAAUACGAGAAGGAGAAGCUCCAGGAGCGCCUUGCUAAGCUCUCUGGUGGUGUUGCCGUUAUCAAGGUUGGCGGCUCCUCUGAGGUUGAGGUUGGCGAGAAGAAGGACCGGUUCGUUGAUGCUCUCAACGCCACCCGGGCCGCCGUUGAGGAGGGUAUUCUCCCUGGAGGUGGCACUGCCCUGAUCAAGGCUUCAUGCAACGCUCUCAACGACCUGAAGCCCGCCAACUUUGACCAGCAGCUUGGUGUGAGCAUUGUCAAGAACGCUAUUACUCGCCCGGCGCGGACAAUUGUCGAGAACGCCGGCCUCGAGGGCUCUGUCAUCAUUGGCAAGCUCAGCGACGAGUAUGCCUCCGACUUUAACAAGGGCUUCGACAGCGCCAAGGGCGAGUACGUCGACAUGAUUCAGGCUGGUAUCCUCGACCCUCUUAAGGUCGUGCGGACCGGUCUCAUCGACGCCAGCGGUGUCGCCUCGCUCCUCGGCACGACCGAGGUGACUAUUGUUGAGGCACCGGAGGAGAAGGCCCCAGCUGGUAUGGGCGGUGGUAUGGGCGGCAUGGGCGGCAUGGGAAUGAUGUAAAAACAACCAAAUGUGUAUUGGGCGAUGAAUCCGGUCUUUGAUUUUCGGCGACUUGGCUGGGGGGCAUUUGGCUUCGGUGUUAUCGGAUUGUACAAUGUGCCAUGUAAUAUCUAUCUCCUCUCUAACUUUCCUCUCUGUGUUCAUAGCUGCAUAAUCAUCAAGGCGGCAGUGGCGGCAUUGUAUAUAGUACGAUCACACUGGGUUAGAGUAGAGAGAAAACAGGAUUACGAAUAUGUAACUUACCAG
This is a messenger RNA of Canariomyces notabilis, 2110 nucleotides long. Its product is annotated as chaperonin GroL. The coding region runs from base 131 to 1864 and encodes 577 amino acids. The transcript has 3 exons. Gene Ontology annotation, biological process: mitochondrial unfolded protein response; protein refolding; protein import into mitochondrial intermembrane space. Gene Ontology annotation, cellular component: mitochondrial matrix; mitochondrial inner membrane. The record is from RefSeq and is a predicted model, not a curated record. Gene Ontology annotation, molecular function: protein-folding chaperone binding; ATP-dependent protein folding chaperone; ATP binding. Lineage: Eukaryota; Fungi; Ascomycota; Sordariomycetes; Sordariales; Chaetomiaceae.